AUGGCGAACGUUUACUUCCCAUAUUCCAAGGCGCCUUUGCGCACCAUCAAGGAAAUUCAGUUUGGUCUCUUCUCCCCGGAGGAGAUCAAACGGAUGAGCGUGGUUCAUGUUGAAUACCCGGAGACGAUGGAUGAACAACGGCAACGUCCGCGCACAAAGGGCUUGAACGACCCCCGCCUCGGAACGAUCGACCGACAAUGGAACUGCGAGACUUGCGAGGAAGGUCAAAAAGAAUGCCCCGGGCACUUCGGACACAUCGAGCUGGCGACUCCCGUUUAUCAUAUUGGUUUCUUGACUAAAAUCAAGAAGCUCCUUGAGACGGUCUGCCACAACUGUGGCAAGAUCAAGGCCAAUACGUCCGAUUCUAAGUUUCUAGAAGCCCUGCGCAUGAGGGACCCCAAGAAACGAUUCGAUGCCAUCUGGCGCCUCUCCAAAGAUGUGCUGAUCUGCGAAGCCGACCCUCCUCCGGAUGAUGAGGAUCCUUUCUCGAAAGAGAACUCCAAGCCUUCGCGGAUGCAUGGUGGAUGUGGUAACGCGCAGCCUACCAUUCGCAAGGAGGGUAUUACGCUCGUCGGCACUUGGAAGCCCAACAAGAUGAUGGACGAGAUGGAUAUGCAACAACCCGAGAAGAAGACCAUUACCCCUCUAAUGGCUUUGAAUGUCUUUCGCAGCAUCACCCACGAAGAUACUCGCAUCAUGGGCUUGAGCAACGAUUAUGCUCGUCCUGAGUGGAUGAUUAUAACAGUCCUCCCAGUCCCCCCUCCGCCAGUCCGUCCUAGUGUGGUUGUCGGCGGUAGCACCAGUGGCCAGCGUGGUGAGGAUGACUUGACUUACAAGCUUGCUGAAAUCGUUCGAGCGAACCAGAAUGUUCAACGCUGUGAGCAAGAAGGUGCUCCCGAACACGUGGUGCGCGAAUUCGAGUCUCUCUUGCAGUAUCACGUCGCCACCUACAUGGACAACGAUAUUGCGGGUCAGCCGAAGGCCAUGCAGAAGUCCAACCGUCCAGUCAAGGCUAUCCGCAGUCGUCUAAAGGGUAAAGAAGGUCGUCUUAGACAGAAUUUGAUGGGCAAGCGUGUCGACUUCUCUGCCCGUACCGUCAUUACCGGUGAUCCGAACCUGUCACUCGAAGAGGUCGGCGUGCCGAAGAGUAUUGCAAAGACAUUGACUUACCCGGAGGUCGUGACCCCAUACAACAUCGAGAAACUGCAGCAACUUGUGCAGAACGGUCCGAACGAGCACCCUGGAGCCAGGUAUAUCGUUAGAGACAAUGGCGAACGCAUUGAUCUUCGCCAUGCUCGGAGAGCGGGAGGUCAGCAGUUGUUGUAUGGGUGGAAGGUGGAACGCCAUCUUAUGGAUGGUGAUGUGAUUCUUUUCAACCGUCAGCCUUCUCUGCACAAGGAAUCCAUGAUGGGUCACCGCGUUCGUGUCAUGCCGUAUUCGACUUUCCGCAUGAACUUGUCUGUGACGUCCCCCUACAACGCUGAUUUCGAUGGUGAUGAAAUGAACUUGCACGUCCCUCAAUCUGAGGAAUCGCGGGCCGAGCUCAGCCAGCUCGCACUGGUGCCGAUGAAUAUUGUUUCCCCCCAGCGAAACGGCCCACUUAUGGGUAUCGUGCAGGAUACUCUUUGCGGUAUUUAUAAGAUUUGCCGACGUGAUGUCUUCCUGACGAAGGAUCAGGUCAUGAAUCUGAUGAUGUGGGUGCCAGACUGGGAUGGUGUUAUUCCUCCCCCAGCUAUCUUGAAACCCAGACCCCGGUGGACUGGAAAGCAGAUGAUUAGUAUGGCCCUGCCUCCUGGCCUGAACCUCUUACGUGUGGACAAGGACAGCUCGCCAUUGGCGGAGAAAUUCUCUCCCUUGGCUGAUGGUGGUCUCCUCAUCCACGGAGGACAGUUGAUGUAUGGUAUGUUUUCCAAGAAGACUGUCGGAGCAAGCGGUGGCGGUGUCAUCCACACCAUUUUCAACGAAAACGGGCCUUGGGCUGCUGUGGGUUUCUUUAACGGUGCUCAAAGAAUUGUCAACUACUGGUUGCUACACAACGGUUUCAGUAUCGGUAUUGGUGACACCAUUCCUGACGAGUUAACAAUCCAGCGCAUCGAGAACUGUGUGAAGAACCGCAAGAAGGAGGUUGAGGAAAUCACUGCUAGCGCCACCGACAACACGCUCGAGCCUCUACCUGGUAUGAACGUCCGUGAGACUUUUGAGAGCAAGGUCUCGCGUGCUCUGAACAAUGCUCGUGAUGAAGCUGGUAGCGAGACGGAGAAGAGUUUGAAGGAUCUGAAUAACGCCAUCCAGAUGGCUCGCUCCGGUUCCAAGGGUUCAACCAUUAACAUCUCUCAGAUGACAGCUGUUGUGGGACAACAGUCCGUCGAGGGCAAGCGUAUUCCCUUUGGUUUCAAGUAUCGGACUUUGCCACAUUUCACGAAGGAUGACUAUUCUCCCGAGUCUCGUGGUUUCGUCGAAAAUUCCUACUUGCGUGGGUUGACCCCGACCGAGUUCUUCUUCCACGCUAUGGCUGGUCGUGAGGGUUUGAUCGAUACUGCCGUCAAGACUGCUGAAACCGGUUACAUCCAGCGUAAGCUGGUCAAGGCGCUUGAAGAGGUUAUGGUCAAGUACGAUGGUACUGUCCGUAACUCCCUGGGUGACAUCAUCCAGUUCAUCUAUGGAGAGGAUGGUUUGGAUGGUGCCCACAUUGAGAACCAACGUGUCGAUGUUAUCAGGUGCUCGGACGACAAGUUCCGCGAUCGCUUCCGCGUGGAUCUCAUGGAUCCUGAGCGGAGCCUGGGACCGGAGGUCUUGGAACAAGCCAAUGAGAUUGCGGGUGAUGUUGAAGUCCAGAGACAUCUGGAUGAAGAAUGGGAACAGCUUCUCAAGGAUCGUGCAUUCUUGCGCACCGUGGCCAAGGAAGACGAUGAGAUGAUGCAACUUCCGAUCAACGUGCUACGUAUUCUCGAGACGGCUAGAUCCACCUUCAAGAUCCGUGAUGGGGCCAUCAGUGACCUGCACCCCGCGGAAGUCAUUCCCCAGGUUCGCGCUCUUCUGGAUCGCCUGCUGGUUGUGCGUGGUGACGAUGUUAUCUCGCGCGAGGCUCAAGAGAGUGCGACGAUGCUCUUCAAGGCUCAGCUUCGCAGCCGUCUUGCAUUCAGACGACUGGUCACUGAGUACUCCCUGAACAAACUUGCGUUCCAGCAUGUCAUUGGAGCUAUCGAGAUGAGAUUCGCUAAGGCUGGUGCUAAUCCUGGCGAGAUGGUUGGUGUGCUUGCGGCUCAGUCUAUUGGUGAGCCUGCUACGCAGAUGACUUUGAACACUUUCCAUUUUGCUGGUGUUUCGUCCAAGAACGUCACCCUCGGUGUCCCCCGUCUAAAGGAAAUUUUGAACGUUGCUACCAACAUUAAGACGCCUUCCAUGACGGUCUACCAGGAAGCCGGAAACACGUUCAACAAGGAGAGUGCGAAGCAGCUUCGUAGUGCUGUCGAGCAUACCAGCUUGCGAUCCGUCACCGAGGCUACCGAGAUCUACUAUGACCCAGACAUUCAAACCACUGUCAUCGAAAACGAUCGGGAUAUGGUGGAGUCUUACUUCAUCAUUCCCGAGGAUGUCACGGAUGACAUGUCCCGUCAGUCGAAGUGGUUGCUUCGUAUCAUCCUUAGUCGCCCUAAGCUUCUCGAUAAGGGGCUUACUGUUCAGGACGUUGCCUCCAAGAUCAAGGCCGCUUAUCCCAAGGAUAUCGCUGUUCUGUUUAGUGAUAACAACGCAGACGAGCAGGUUAUCCGUAUCCGUCAGAUCCAGGAUUAUAAGGAAGACGAGGAAGAUGACGACAUCGAAUACGAUGUCACGCUCAAGAAACUUGAGCAGCAUCUUCUGGACACCCUGACCCUCCGUGGUGUUCCUGGAGUGGAGCGAGCGUUCAUUAAUGAGAAGAGCAAGGUUCGCGUCCUGGAAGACGGUUCGCUCUUUGCUAGCAAGUCCGACCCGCUCUGUAAAGAAUGGGUUCUCGAAACCAGCGGUUCAUCACUUGGUGAGGUUCUGGCAAUCCCUGGUGUCGACGCCUCUCGCACGUAUUCCAACCAGUUCAUUGAGGUCUUCGAGGUGUUUGGUAUCGAGGCCGCUCGUACUGCUGUGCUUCGUGAGUUGACCCAGGUGCUGGCGUUCGACGGUUCUUAUGUCAACCACCGUCACUUGGCGCUGCUGGUUGAUGUUAUGACUGUUCGUGGUUAUCUGACUCCGGUCACCCGUCACGGUAUUAACCGCGCUGACAAUGGUGCUCUGAUGCGUUGUUCGUUCGAAGAGACUGUGGAAAUUCUGUUGGAGGCUGCCGCUUUCGGUGAGCUCGAUGACUGCCGUGGUGUGUCGGAGAACUUGAUCUUGGGACAGAUGGCACCUGCUGGUACUGGAGAGUUCGACAUCUACCUUGACCAGAACCUUCUCAACACCGUGGUGUCAGACAAUGCCCGCCACGGCGUGAUGGGAGCCGUUGGUGCCAAGGAUGCGAUCUUCUCGGAUGGCGCUGCUACGCAGUAUGAUACUGGUUCGCCCAUGCAGGCCAGUGCCUACAUUGGCUCGCCCGAUCCAGAAUCGAACUUCUCCCCAAUUCGUCAGGCAGGCGCCGAAACCCCGGGCGGUUUCACUGAAUACCAGCCCAGUGGCGGCUUUGGAGGUGGUUUCAGCCCGGCGGCCACGAGUCCAGCUGGCUACUCCCCCAGCAGUCCGUUCAGCGCGAACCCGACUUCACCUGGAUACUCUCCUACCUCGAGCUACUCGCCUACCUCUCCAGGUAUGGCUAUGACCAGCCCCCGCUUCAUGACAUCUCCUGGAUUCUCCCCGGCCAGUCCUUCAUUCGCCCCGACCUCGCCGGCCUACUCUCCUACGUCGCCGGCGUACGGGCAAGCCUCUCCUACGUCGCCUUCUUAUUCGCCGACCUCGCCUGGGUUCUCACCGACGUCCCCGAACUACAGUCCUACGUCUCCCAGCUUCAGUCCAGCGUCGCCGGCGUUCAGCCCUACCUCUCCAAGCUACAGCCCGACCAGUCCUGCCGUUGGUGGUGCCCGACACCUGUCACCUACCUCUCCCACCUCUCCCAAGUACACCCCAACAUCGCCUGGAUGGUCUCCUACGAGUCCUCAGACAUACUCUCCAACGUCUCCCAACUUUGCCGGCUCGCCGACGUCUCCUGGUGGACCUACUUCCCCAGGCUACAGCCCGACGUCGCCGGCUUUCAGCCCUACGUCUCCACGCCAGUAA
Aspergillus aculeatus ATCC 16872 is the source of this 5238-nucleotide messenger RNA. Its product is annotated as DNA-directed RNA polymerase II core subunit RPO21. Gene Ontology annotation, molecular function: DNA binding. The record is from RefSeq and is a predicted model, not a curated record. Gene Ontology annotation, biological process: transcription by RNA polymerase II. Gene Ontology annotation, cellular component: RNA polymerase II, core complex. Lineage: Eukaryota; Fungi; Ascomycota; Eurotiomycetes; Eurotiales; Aspergillaceae. The coding region runs from base 1 to 5238 and encodes 1745 amino acids. The transcript is spliced from 5 exons.